AUGAAUCGACUGUCGUCCUUGCUGCUCUGCACUGUGCUCCUGCAGCAGAUAAUGUCCUCAGGGGCUUUGACUUGCUACUACUGCCAAUUUGACCGCAGAGAGAGAGGCUGCAGCAAUUUGCAGACCCAGUGUGUACACGGGGGGGCCUGCUUCGCAGGGUCCGGGCUAUACGGCGGGCUGGAAGUCCUGAAGGGAAAAGGCUGUGUGGACAAGGAGCUGUGCAAUGACCUGGGCUCCACUGACUUCAGGGGAGUCACCUACACGGUGAAGUACGACUGCUGCAGACAUGACCUGUGCAACAGCCGCAGUGAGCUCUCCGCUCGCCCGGCCCGCGGCACUCUGCUGAUGGCUGUCGGGGUCGUUCUCUUCUGGUUCAGAACUUAA
Molecule: messenger RNA, 384 nt
Organism: Polyodon spathula (Mississippi paddlefish)
Lineage: Eukaryota; Metazoa; Chordata; Actinopteri; Acipenseriformes; Polyodontidae
Product: protein Bouncer-like
Exons: 1
Coding region: 1-384 (127 amino acids)
Source: RefSeq, a predicted model, not a curated record